AAGAAAAAAAAAUUACAAAAUAUUUCACGUUCAUCAUUGGAUCGUAAAUAGAAAUAAUUAAUCGAUUACGAUCACUAAUUGAUUUUUUUGUUUUGAUUAAUUUAUUAAAGUUAUACUUUAUAAGUAGCAAUGGACGACCGGGGAUUACGUUCGAAGUUGUAAAAAAAAGAUGGACGUCGGGAUGAAGCCUUGGACGACCAGGACGACGAAUGAUAGCGAGUAAAAUAAAGUCGUACGGCAAAAGUGUCGUUCGACAAAUCAAAUAUAAUUCAUGACGCGUGUCCUAGGUUGUUGAUAAGGGACACGUGUCGGUGUUUAGAAAUAUUUCCUGACACGCGUUUGGAUCGCCUUGACACGUGUCUCUUUAACUAUCCGUUUUUAUCCGCGUGGACGCCCUCACGGGCGCCCGUAUGUGUGUAAGUGUUCGUAUGUUUGUGCUUGUGCGUACGCGUGUUUUUUGAAAUCCUUUACUCGUGAUCGCAAUGGAUGUUAAAGGAUUUCGAAUUCCUGAGUACUCGAACACGAACGAAAAGGACAUCUAUAUAUCUUAAUCUCUUUUAAUGUUCCAUAAGAUUCUAUAAUAAUAAGGGAUGUAUAUAUAAAAAAGAAGAAAAAAGUAAAACUAGAAACGUGACGAAGCAACGAAGAAGAUGAGAAAAAGAGUGAUUAUCAGAAUGUGUUUAUUAAUUUUACGUGACAAGAAAGAAUUGUUUUGAUUUUGAAUAAGUGUAUUAAAGAGAAGGAAGAAGGACGAGGGAAAAGAUAUUAAUAAAUAUUAGAAAAAAUGUAUUCCAUGGACAAUUUGGAAUUGGACAUAAUGAAUCGUCAAUAUAUGUACGAGGCGCAUAGUUUCCUUGGUAAUCCAGCGAUUCCAGCUUUGCCUGCUCAUUAUGGUACACCAACUACGGCUAGCUUACCAACGAUUCCAUCCCAAUUACCGUCGCAUCCUUCUGGUAGUACCGGAAGUACAAGUGGUAGCGACGUUUAUCCCUAUGACGAGAAUAGCAGUGACAACGAGAGCGUAUACAGCAGCGAUCAAGAAAAUCAUGCAAGGGAACGAAGCCGAAGCCGAAGUCGUGGCAGCAGACGAAACGGUGUCGGUGGGAAAUGUCCAAGGCAGGCUGUUCAACAACGACAGGCUGCAAACAUGCGUGAGAGGCGACGUAUGCAGAACAUAAACGACGCGUUCGAGGGUUUAAGGGCUCAUAUACCUACAUUGCCCUACGAGAAGAGGUUAUCGAAGGUGGACACAUUAAAACUGGCCAUUGGUUAUAUUAAAUUCCUCAAUGAACUCGUUCGUGCUGAUAAAGGAAACGAUCCACUAACAGGAAACGGUGGUCAUUCAAGGUGUUCUGGACGAGAUGACACUAAGAAGAUCAUAGUUCGUGGAAGCGGUGGCAAUCCCUUUAUCUCUCAUUCUCUCUCUUGGUCAAGAGAAUCAGAUGUUUCGUCAAACGGUACUAUGUACGCUAAGGUUUGGACGCCUGAAGAUCCGAGAACAGCGAAAACCGGAACGACUUACGAGUGAAGAAUUCUCUCCUUAAUUUCCUUUCUAUCAUUUAUCCAUCUACAUCCAUCGUGAUUAGAUAAAAAAAAAGAAAAGAAAAAGAAAAAGAAAAAGAAAAAGAAAAAAAACAGAAAAAAGAAAAUAAGGAAAGGAAAAGAAAAAAACAACAACAAAGAGGAAAUAAUCAACCUCCUCCCGCCCAAAUCGAUCCCUCUGAAAAUUCCAAGAUCUCAAAAUAAUUGAGAAAUUUCGUAACGCGUGUUAUUUAGUGUCUAAGAAGGUGAAAUUUAUAAAAUAAUCGAAACGUCUAGUCUUAUCGUGAAUUUCUAGAAGUUCGAUUAGAAGAACUCGCGAGAACCAAAAAAGAAAAAAAAAAAAAAGAAAAAAAAAAGAAAAGAAGGAAAGAAAAAUAAUCUAAUCUAGUCUAAACUUUAACUGUGACGAAUAAUUCGCUCUCGCGAAUUGUGCGGACUCGUAAAAUGAACAAAGAAA
Messenger RNA from Vespa mandarinia (Asian giant hornet), 1999 nucleotides. RefSeq names its product 48 related 1 (gene Fer1). Gene Ontology annotation, molecular function: RNA polymerase II transcription regulatory region sequence-specific DNA binding; protein dimerization activity; DNA-binding transcription factor activity, RNA polymerase II-specific. The record is from RefSeq and is a predicted model, not a curated record. Gene Ontology annotation, biological process: developmental process; regulation of transcription by RNA polymerase II. Lineage: Eukaryota; Metazoa; Arthropoda; Insecta; Hymenoptera; Vespidae.